UUUUUUUUAAAUGAAGUUUGGCUCAGUUUGUGUUAUGAAGCUUCGAGUUGUGUGACUGUUGGUGUGAAUAAGAUGGUGUUUGGAAGUGGAACCAGAUUAACCAUUGAACCCAGGGACGAUUACGAGCCGUCCUACUAUGAACUGGGAGACGUGAACGGAACCAGCAGGGCGUGUCUGGCCACUGGUUUCAGCCGGAGCAAUGCGACCCUCCAGAACGAGCUGUUUAGAAACAGCAACAGCAGCCGGGCCGUCCGGGCGUCGGGCGACUCGCUGCACAGUGAAGUGCUUCUGCUGUCAGAGACUCACACAGGAAAGUGUGAGAACGGUACAUAUGAAAAUAAAUCUUGUGUCGAGACUUUGGACAAAGAUGUGACGGUGAACACGGUGUCCCUGCUGGUCGUGGCGCUGCGACUCCUCUUCAUCAAGACCGUUGUGUUCAACGUGCUGAUGACGCUGCGGCUGUGGCUCCGUCACUGAGUCGCACAAAUCAACACAACCUGUAAAUUCAACCACAUCUUAGCUUCUUAACUUUUAUUUUGAUAAUCAUUUUCAAACACAAAGACAAAUCCGGCUUCAGUCAGUUUCCUCUUUUUCUCUUUCAUUCAAUUUAAGUUUUGUUUCUUUGAAAAUGAAACUUUCUCUUUUCAGUUUUAUGAAUUUCAAACUUUAACAGAUUCAUUUUAGGAUUAAAGUUUCUUAACGUAGAUUUUAUUUUUAUUCAACAUUAAGAUAAAAUGAAAUUUUUCAUUUUAUUUCCAUAAAGUUCUUGUAACUUGUGUUUUUUUAUUCUGUUUAAAUAUAUUUAAUUUUUC
Molecule: messenger RNA, 812 nt
Organism: Platichthys flesus (European flounder)
Lineage: Eukaryota; Metazoa; Chordata; Actinopteri; Pleuronectiformes; Pleuronectidae
Product: M1-specific T cell receptor alpha chain-like
Exons: 4
Coding region: 73-477 (134 amino acids)
Source: RefSeq, a predicted model, not a curated record